Messenger RNA from Venturia canescens, 2163 nucleotides. It is a transcript of the gene Atg6, whose product is annotated as Beclin-1-like Atg6. The transcript is spliced from 5 exons. Bases 820 to 2001 code for a protein of 393 amino acids. Lineage: Eukaryota; Metazoa; Arthropoda; Insecta; Hymenoptera; Ichneumonidae. Gene Ontology annotation, biological process: autophagosome assembly; late endosome to vacuole transport; autophagy. The record is from RefSeq and is a predicted model, not a curated record. Gene Ontology annotation, cellular component: phagophore assembly site; phosphatidylinositol 3-kinase complex, class III, type II; phosphatidylinositol 3-kinase complex, class III, type I.
UUUAUCGCGAAUGGGCGUGUUUAUUUCCAAUUCUUCGUCAAUGCUAAUCACUCCCUUCCACUCUUUCAUUUACAUGUGUUUAUUCACCUUUAUUCCUAAAUCCAUCGAGUUCAUUUUACAGGUUAUGUUUUGCAAUUAGUCAACAAAUUAAAUGGAAGACGUCGCAAUUAAUUAUCAUACUUUGUUUUCAUCACGAUACGUCACAAUACAGCUUUUUCCAUUGCUAAACCUUUUUUUUUUUUUCAAUAUAUCUUCUGUGAUUGCGAAGGAGAGCAAAAUAUCUGAGGCUCUGAUAAGCUUUUUAUUCUUAAAACAAUUGAAAGAAUUAUCUUUGGUAGUUUUUUAUCCUUUAUUACUAUAAGUUCAAAUAUUCUGCUUUGUAAUACUUGAUAAUAAUACACCAAUCAAAAUUAACAUUUUCAAAAUCAGAUUCAUUUUCAUCAUUAUAAUUCUAAUUUAAAACGAUUUUAAUUAUAUCAUGUAUUUGAUGAACAAAAUUUGAGAUAUGGAAUAUUGAAUGACAAUCAAUAGAUAAACAAUAAAUGGAAUUUUAAAAAAUUCACGGUCUAGAAGCAAGAUUUUAUGACCGAGCAUUUUGAUGGAAGUAUUUCCGCAGUAACCAUCACAGCUUUCCAUUUUUUACCUGCAAAUUAAAAAAAAAGCUGAUUCAUUCUCAAGUGAAAGAAAAAAAUCUGAAUUUUGCAAAAUGGCAUAUGCUUUGCUUGAUAAAUCAUUUGGAGAUUUUGAAAAAUCUAUUUUUUCCACCGAUAUUAAGAAGCUCCUAGAUGCAAUGUUAAUUCAUAUAAAAUCAUUGUAUCAAUGCCAAUACAGCAACAAGUAGUAAGUGAUAUAGAACCUCAAAGCGGCAGCUUGGAGCACCUGGUGCCGCCAUUCAGACUGACCGAGUCAGCAAAUGGAACUAACGGCUUCAUGCUGGUUGGGGACUCUGGUGAAACCGAGAGCCUCAGUCAUCAUCUCAGAGUUCGUGCUACACUCUUCGACAUAUUGAGUAGCAGCAGCUCGGCGGAUCAUCCUCUGUGCGAUGAGUGCACUGACAGUCUUUUAAUGCUGAUGGAUCAACAGUUAAGGAUGACGGAAGGCGAGUGGUCUGAUUACAACGAGUAUCUGAAGAAAUUGGAGCUCGAGCAACAGCAACAAAAUCACGAGGGUCUCGAGAUGGAUACUCUCGCUAAAGAAUUGGAAGACGUCAAAGCUGAAGAAGAUCGUAUGAUAAGAGAACUCGAAGCAUUAAGGAAAGAAGAAGAAGCCACCAAAAAUGCGAUUAAUCAGCAACAAACGGAGAGAGAAAGAUUAAAGAGCGAAGAAGAAAGAUAUUGGAGAGAAUAUUCAAGACAUAGAAGAGAUUUGAUUAUGGCUGAAGAUGAAUGUCGCAGCCUGGAAUGCCAAUUGGCCUAUGCAGCUUCGCAGCUGGAGAGACUGAAAAAAACAAAUGUAUUUAACGCGACAUUUCACAUAUGGCACAUGGGUCAUUUUGGGACGAUAAAUUCGUUGCGAUUGGGCCGUCUACCGAGUGCGCCGGUGGAUUGGAGUGAAAUAAAUGCGGCAUGGGGCCAAACGGCCCUUCUACUUACGGCUCUAGCGCGCAAAAUGAAUUUUCGUUUUCAACGCUUUCAAGUGGUGCCUUACGGGAAUCACAGUUAUAUCGAGGUCAUCGGACAACAUCGUGAAUUGCCAUUGUACGGUAGCGGCGGUUUCAAAUUUUUGUGGGAUACGAAAUUCGACGCAGGCAUGGUUGCUUUUCUCGAUUGUCUCCAACAGUUCAAAGAACAAGUGGAAAAAGGAGACAGCAGCUUUUCUUUGCCGUACAAAAUGGAUCGUGGCAAGAUCGAAGAUUCGGCGACUGGAAAUUCUUAUUCAAUCAAAAUACAGUUCAAUUCCGAGGAACAGUGGACCAAAGCCCUCAAAUUUUUACUGACCAAUUUGAAGUGGGGCCUCGCCUGGGUGAGCUCUCAAUUCACUAAGGAUGACAACGAUCACUGAACCAUCUUCGGUUAUUUUCUUCUUUUAUUUUCCUUGACGCCUAAUUUAUCAAUUACGUCUGUCUACCCCGUCUCUUUCUCCUUCCUUAGCUCUUUCUCUCACUCGUGUAAAUACCUUAUUCCCUUUUCCCGUUUGUAAAUAAAAACGAAAGAAUUCGUGAAA